Messenger RNA from Cadophora gregata, 399 nucleotides. RefSeq lists its product as uncharacterized. Bases 1 to 399 code for a protein of 132 amino acids. Lineage: Eukaryota; Fungi; Ascomycota; Leotiomycetes; Helotiales; Ploettnerulaceae. The record is from RefSeq and is a predicted model, not a curated record. The transcript has a single exon.
AUGUGGAUGAAGAUAUACUUGUUUCUUGCCUUCGUGCCUAUCCUUGUUCGCUCUCUUGCUCCAACGGACGAGAUUCAAGAUGCGGACCCUUCCCAAUCAGGCUAUCUGGAUAACCACAAUCUCCACCCCAACACAGUCGGGUCGGCGAUAUUUGGCAUGUUAUGGAAAAAUACGUACGGCAACAAGGAGAGAUGGUAUGCGAAACCACUCGUCUAUACACCCCCAGGCGGCACACAGCUUGUCUUUCUCGCGUCCGCACAGAAUGUUAUCCGGACGCUUGAUGCCGUCAAUGGAACACUGUUGAACUCUCGGACUGUUCAACCUCCGUUUCUGCAGAAAGAUAUUGGAUGUACAGAUAUUCCAGAUUACAUUGGAGUUAUCGUGAGUUUGAUAUGCUGA